CGGCCGCCUUGCGGCGCGUGCGAGGGCCGUCCGCCAGGCGCCUGGCCAGCGCGCCGAUGGCGUCGUGCCGGCCGCGCUCGCCCGCGCGCGCGGCGCCGCCAGUGGGCGCACCGCCGCCGCGCCUGCCCAGGAUGGCGCUUGCCAAGGCCGCUGGGCGCCGCGGGGCCUCGCCUGCCGACUCGUGGGCAAGUUCGUCCACGGCGGCCAGCGCCGGCCGCAGCGGCGAGGGGAGGAGACAAGCUCCUCCGGCAGCGACGACGAGCUCGAGCCCCUGCCGGAGCCGGCGCCGUCAGACUGCCAGGGGCCCGCCUCCGUCGGCGCGAGGGAUGUGCCCUGGGAGCAGGUGCCGCCGGGGCGCGGGCCCAGAAGCUCCUGGCGCUGCGGAGCAGGGGCGUGACCACCGUCACGCGGCCCCGCCCUGCGCGGCGCCUCGCUCCGCCCACGGCCGGGCCGACGUGCAGGGGCCCUCGGCCGUGUGGACGGAGGUCUCGGGCCGCCUGGCGGCGGCGCUGCAGCGAGUCGCGGACGACUGCGAGGAGGGCCCGGGCCAGGCCCAGGGCCCCGCGCGGGGCCCUCUGGCCGUGCCAGGCCCGCGUGCGGGGGCGCAUCGCUCCGCCCAUGGCCAGGCCCGCGUGCAGGGGUCUCUGGCCAUGGAGGUGGCGGCCCGCCUGGCCGCAGCGCUGGAGCGGGUGGCGAACGACUGCGAGGAGGACUGCCCGUGA
Messenger RNA from Prorocentrum cordatum, 722 nucleotides. Lineage: Eukaryota; Dinophyceae; Prorocentrales; Prorocentraceae. The record is from the annotation of a GenBank genome assembly.